Ixodes scapularis (black-legged tick) is the source of this 2082-nucleotide messenger RNA. It is a transcript of the gene Dip-C, whose product is annotated as xaa-Pro dipeptidase. Gene Ontology annotation, molecular function: metalloaminopeptidase activity; manganese ion binding. NCBI's taxonomy places the organism in Eukaryota, Metazoa, Arthropoda, Arachnida, Ixodida, Ixodidae. The record is from RefSeq and is a predicted model, not a curated record.
GGCAGGCUACUCAAGGCAUUCGGUUGACUCAAGCUGCUCAAGCACUCAAGGUUAUGUCACAACACAUGGAAAUGCCUUCUGCGCUUCCGUUCCACUUGCAUACGUGAAGAUCCAUCCCGUGUCCCUGAAGGCUGAAAGUGGCCCGAUUGUCGCAUUAUCCGUCUAGACUAGUCGCGACCGGCCACUAGCGCCCUAUUUACGACUCGUCAGCUGUUUGAGUGGGUUUUCCACUCCUCUCCACAAGGCGCUCGUGACUCGACUGACGCGACCAUCACAACGACCACAACACGCCCCCCACUCAGAGCCCCACUGGCUUCGGCACUCUUCGCUCGACUCGUCCGCAUCGCCACCCCGAACAUGCCUUCCUGCAACGGUGCACUGGCGACUUUCAGCCGAGGACCGCACACUCUGCGAGUCCCGCGGGAACUCCACGCGGUCAACCGCCAGCGACUCUGCGAGCAGCUGCGCCGCCAGACCGGGCAGGGCGCCUUCGUGGUGCUCCAGGGCGGAGAGUCCCCGACGCGCUACUGCUCCGACUUCGAGCCCGUGUUCCGUCAGGAGUCCUACUUCCACUGGGUCUUCGGCGUCGAGGAGCCGGACUGCUUCGGCGCGCUCGACGUUGAACGCGGGAAGGCCGUCGUGUUCGUGCCCAAGCUGCCCGAGAGCUACGCGGUCUGGAUGGGCAAGCUGCACACCUGCGAACACCUCGCCGCCAAGUACGCCGUCGACGAGGUCCUGUACGUAGACGAGCUCGCCGACGCCCUGCGGACGCGAGGCGCGCAGACGCUGCUCACGCUGCGCGGGCGGAACAGCGACAGCGGGCGCAUGAGUAAGGAGGCCCACUUCCCGGGCAUCGAGGGCUUCAAGGUGGACUCGAUGACGCUCUACGAGACCAUAGCCGAGCUGCGGGUCUUCAAGACCCCGCAGGAGCUGGAGGUGAUACGCUACACGAAUAAGGUGAGCAGCGACGCCCACAAGGAGGUGAUGCGCCGCGUGCGCCCUGGGAUGUUCGAGUACCAGCUCGAGUCAGUCUUCCUGAGCUGGUGCUACGGGACCGGGGGAGCCCGCCAUGUGUCGUACACCUGCAUCUGCGGCAGCGGCACCAACAGCGCCGUGCUCCACUACGGCCACGCAGGGGCUCCGAAUGAUCGUGCCCUGCAGGAUGGCGACAUGUGCCUCUUCGACAUGGGUUGCGAGUACUACUGCUACACCUCCGACAUCACCUGUUCGUUCCCAGCCAACGGUCGCUUCACGGACGACCAGCGCGGCAUCUACAACGCUGUGCUGGCGGCGAGCACCGCGGUCCUGGCCGCGCUCCGGCCCGGAGUGCUCUGGCCAGACAUGCACCGGCUUGCUGAGCGGAUAAUGCUGGCCGCCCUGAGGGACAUGGGGUUGCUCCGGGGCAACCUGGACUCCAUGAUGGAGGCCCGGCUUGGUGCCACCUUUAUGCCACACGGUCUGGGCCACUUCAUGGGCCUAGACACGCACGACGUGGGCGGCUACCUCAGCAAGGACCCGCCGCGGCCGACAGAGGCGGGGCUCAAGUGUCUGCGCACGGCACGCGCGUUGCAAGCGGGUAUGGUGAUCACGGUGGAGCCCGGCUGCUACUUCAUUGAGUGCCUCCUGGACCAGGCAUUGGAGAGCCCCACGCUCUCGCAGUUUCUGGUCCCUGAAGAGCUGAAAAGGUUCCGGCACUUCGGGGGCGUGCGCAUCGAAGACGACGUGCUCAUCACCCAGGACGGACACGAGAACCUGACCCAAGUGCCACGGACGGUCGAGGACAUCGAGGCCCUGAUGGCAGAGGGCAGAGAGGCCGCCUGAUGCUGGGCUCUUAACUCCUUAAAGGGGAGGGGCUUAAUGCCAUGGAUGAAUGAUCUAUUGGCUAUUGCUCUAUAUCUUUAACUAUUGGGAAUUUGUUUUCCUUUUUUUUUUUGUUGUUGGAAGCUUGUCAUUGAGACUGGUCAAUUCUGCGGCUGUACCUGAAACCGGUUGAAAAGAAUGACACCUGCUUGCUUUCUGCGAAUGAGGGGAUGUUCUUCGAUGUACGGCCUGCAAAAUAAAUAUUUUUGUAUUUUAUCUCUA